Phyllopteryx taeniolatus (common seadragon) is the source of this 3661-nucleotide messenger RNA. It is a transcript of the gene sirt3, whose product is annotated as sirtuin 3. The record is from RefSeq and is a predicted model, not a curated record. Gene Ontology annotation, molecular function: NAD+ binding; histone deacetylase activity, NAD-dependent. The transcript has 11 exons. Bases 1044 to 2120 code for a protein of 358 amino acids. NCBI's taxonomy places the organism in Eukaryota, Metazoa, Chordata, Actinopteri, Syngnathiformes, Syngnathidae.
UACUGUAAUACUGUAUAUUAAUGACGCUACUUUCUACGUCACGCGGUGACGAAACAACACUAAAUUGCUUAACAUUGUUUUUGAAUUUCUCCUCGCUCGUCGAUCCCUAUCGGUGUCAUACAAUGGAGAUUUAAUGCUAAUUUAGUUUGGAUUACGACCAUAUAUGUCUGUUAUGGCUUAUUCGAUGAGCUCCAGACUUUUCUUGUAUCGGCGUUGGUUUUCAAGAAUAAGCAGAGGUGUCCCUACCAACGACCGUGGUCAAAGAAGUUUGUGUCCGUGUCAAGGUGAAAGAUCUUUGUCUGGGCGGCAGGCCUCAGUGAGUGCUAUCAACUCAGCCACUCGCGCCGAGUAAUGAAAAGGGAGCAGUGGGAAAGUCACAACAACAGCACUGUCUUGUAGCGAAGCCUACGCACAUCAGACAGGUGGCCAUCCCGCGAAGGUACGCAGGAAGUCCCCGUGCCACCGGAUCAAGUUGACAAAGGGAAGUACUCCACCGGACGAAGGAGGUCACCAUGAUGCUCGUCCACAAACUGAACAAAGGGCUUGGAUGAAUCAGGAAGCCCAAGAGCGGGGCAGGACCGCAUGGCACACUUUAGAUGCCCACUAAUUGUCCUGAAGUUUGCUCUGCCAGAGAAAUGUGUAGUGUUUUUGUUGGGAUAACAGACAACACAAGAUAAAAACACACAGCUGCUCAAAGUCAUGACUGCAGGUUGCAGCAUAUAACAAUCAUUUUGAGGAUUAAAUCUGUUUUAUGUUGAAAUUGUUGAGCCUCAAUGGAAUCUGGCUCAUCAGUAGGCUGCUCCCUUUUUUAGGUCUCUAGGCCUCAUUCUUACCACUUCAUAAAACAAAACACUUGCUCUACAAUAUCUCAGUGUCACACUAGUUAAUCACCAAUCCUCCAAAAAAAAAAAAAAAACUUUCCCACAAGCCCUGCGAUUGGCUGGCGACCGGUUCAGGGUGUACCCCGCCUCCCGCCCGAAGAUACCUGGGAUAAGCUCCAGAAGCCCGCGACCCUAGUGAGGAUAAGCGGUAAAAGAAAAUGGAUGGAUGGAUGGAUUUUCCCACAAUUUAUUUCCCCCCUGCAGCAACAGCUCACGACAUAUUACGAGUUGAACACACGACCAAUUCAACGUGUAUCCCGCCUCUCGUCCAGAGUUAGUUGGUAUUGGGUCCAGCACGCCCGCGACCUUCGUGAGGAUAAGCAACAAACAAACUCUCCUUGGUGGAAUGCAACUAAGGGACUUUUCUCCUGGGGUGGUGGGGCAGCUGCGGAGCAGCAGACCCUGAAAGGCGUUGCUAAGAACAUGCUAGAGCAGAAGUAUAAGAGAGUGGUGGUGAUGGCAGGGGCAGGGAUUAGCACUCCCAGUGGCAUUCCCGAUUUCAGGUCCCAGGGAAACGGUCUCUAUGACAACCUCCAGCAGUAUAACCUGCCUUAUGCUGAGGCUAUUUUUGAAAUUGCCUUUUUUCAUCACAACCCUAAACCAUUCUUUACCCUGGCUAAAGAAUUAUAUCCUGGAAAUUUCCAGCCUAAUCUUACUCACUAUUUUGUGCGACUGCUUCACAAGAAGGAUCUGCUCCUCAGAAUGUACACACAGAAUAUUGAUGGCCUGGAAAGAUUGGCUGGGAUUCCUCCUGAGAUGCUCGUGGAGGCCCACGGUACGUUUGCUACGGCCACAUGUACUGUUUGCCGAAGUAAAUAUAAGGGAGAGGAUCUACGUCCAGACUUGAUGAGCGGAGUGAUUCCCAAAUGUUUGACCUGUAAGGGCGUUGUAAAGCCAGACAUAAUAUUUUUUGGAGAGGAACUGCCGCCUCACUUCUUCAAGUACCUCACAGACUUUCCUCUUGCAGAUCUCCUGAUCAUCAUGGGCACAUCACUAGAGGUGGAGCCCUUUGCCAGUCUGGCUGGAGCUGUGCGUAGCUCUGUUCCUCGACUGCUCAUCAACAGGGACUUAGUGGGUCCAUUUGCAUUGAGAAACAAUCGACCUUGUGACGUUGUGCUGCUGGGUGAUGUAGUGAGUGGCAUCCAAACUUUAGUCAAUGCCCUCGGUUGGACUCAGGAGCUUGAUGCUCUGAUGGCAGCAGCUGCUGACAAAACUGUAACAAAGACAAAUGAAGAAUAAUAAGAAAAAUAGCAUUCAGAGGAUCAACACUUCUCCAGAUGAUCACGUGGACCACUUGAAUUAUUAAAUGUAAGUGUCAAUAAUAAAAGCCCCUUUUACGCUUAAAGUCAAACAGAUCAAAAGACGUAAGGUCUAGAGCAGAUGGCUUAUUGUACUGUACUUACAUUUUAUAGCUUUACAACAGAACAUAAUUAAUCAUGAUACAGUGGAACCUCGAUUUAAGGGUCUAAUAGGGGUGGGGAGUCGUCUGUUACAGCCGAUUGUCCGUUAUAUUGAAGCUUUUUGUGGUCAUAUGCAUCCAUAUUACUGUACGGUACAAAAUUGUUUAGUACUUUUUUUGUGGCCUAAAACGCCCACAAAGUUAUUGUAAAGAAAUAUGAUAAAGCUUGAAAAUAUUGAAAAUGUUUUGAAUUGUCUCCAAACUUACCACGCUGGUGUACUUUUUGUCGUAGUGACUAGUGGCAAGUCGGGCGGGUCGCUUUCAUGAGCCACGAGGAAUUAGUGGUCUCUCUCUGCGCAGAGCUCUAUGCGACAAUAGAUAGAACUCCUGCCAUCAUGGCUGUUACAUCAAUGCAUUGUUGAAUGUCGCCAUAUUCAACAUGGCCACCACAGCGCCACGAGCUACUCCUUUGGCUGGAACUAGUCAUACUGUAUAUCUGUGACCCGGAAAUACAUGUCUUUCAUUCGUUGCCUAUAUUGCAUCACAGCGCCCGUAAACGACAGCAGCCAAUUUUGGAACUAACAGACUUUGUCAACAAUUGACACUAUUUUUGUACACAUUGUCCUGUCCUGACGGUCCGUUACAUUUGAUAUCCGUUAUAUUGGGGUCCCUUUAAUCAAUAUUCCACUGUAUACAAAAACAGAUACACUCAGAUCAAAUCCAUGAGCUCCAUUCCCUGAUUUUCACUUAAGUAACAGGUGCACAUCUCAGAUGGUAGGUUUUUUUUUUUUUCCACAGCAAGUACACCACCAGUGUUGGGGAGUAACACUACAUUUAAUGAGAUUAUGUAAUUAAAGUUAUUGUAAUCCAUUAUAUUACUGUGAUAAAGUAUGGAAUUAAAUUAGUUGCUUUUAGAAUUUUGGAUUAUUACAAUUUUCGUUACGUUUGAAAAAUCACCACUUCCGCCUUCUAAAGCAGAUGCAUAUGAUUGGCUCUUUAUGGUCGUGUGCAACUCGGCAGUCAGCUGUAAGUUUAAAACAAUGUUGCAGUUUAUCUGAGAUUUUCAAAGGGUAAGAUCAUAAUUUACUGUCUAAAAUUAAGAACAUUUGACUUUUUGUUUAUAAUUUUUGACUUAUGGAACAUUAAUGCCUUUAUUUAUCUAGGUUUUUAUAUAAUAAUAUCCACAUGCCUGAUGUAUAGUGUGUGGGCAUAUUUUAGCUUUGUGCUGUUCUGUUGGCAGUUUACAGAUAAAGUGCUUAAUUUAAUUUGCAUAGCCUGUUGAAAGUCUUGUCUGAAAGUUUAUAGAUAAGGCAAUGAAAAAUGUUCUCGGAAGUGUACUGUGCCACUGUUUUUACAGUAAAAAAAAGUUAUUGAAGUUCAA